UUUCUAAUCAUUUAUUUUUUUUUUCUAUCAUGAAAGCUUAUUGUAUUGCUCUCUUGUUUGCUCUCGUUGCUAUUGUAACUGCUCAAAGUAACUCUAGUCCUUUCUAUAUUACCAAUCCUCUUCCAGGUACUUCCCUUAAAGCUGGAGACUCUGUUGAUAUUACUUGGAAUAAUGGUCUUGAUCAAAGUGUAAAAGUGAUUGUUAUUCAAGGUGCCAAUGCCAACACCAUGUCUCCUACUGGUAUUAGUUUCAAUGUUCAAGGAGGUGAUGAACAUUAUCAAUGGACUGUUCCCAAAUCUCUUGCUCCUACUGGUACAUUUGCUUUCCAAUUCCAAUAUACUGAUGACAACGGUGCCACUCAAUAUUCUUAUAGUGGACCCAUCACUGUUACUGGUGGUACCGGAACUAUCGGCUCUGCUACUGCUUCUGCUUCUUCUUCUUCUUCUGCUGUUUCAUCUGUUUCCGCAUCAACUUCCGCUGUUACUUCUUCCUCUUCUGCUACUUCAUCUGCUGUUUCAUCUGCCUCUUCCUCUUCUGUUGCUCCUACUUCCUCUUCUACUUCUGGUAGUAUCAAGACCUCUGCUUCUGCUACUUCUACCCCUACUCCAAACUCGGCUACUGGUCUUCAAAUUACCUCCUUUGUCUUGGCCAUUCCUGCUUUGAUGAUGCUUGCAUUGAAUGCCUAGACUGAU
Molecule: messenger RNA, 692 nt
Organism: Halteromyces radiatus
Lineage: Eukaryota; Fungi; Mucoromycota; Mucoromycetes; Mucorales; Cunninghamellaceae
Exons: 5
Coding region: 30-686 (218 amino acids)
Source: RefSeq, a predicted model, not a curated record